AUGAAACUCAAGAGUGUUACAUGUUUAAUUAUUUCUUUAAUUUUCCUACAUUUGAGUGUGGAGUGUGUUCUUGGGGAUGGACCUAAGGAUGGAUCUGGUGGAGGAGGAGGUGGCGGGGGUGGAGGCGGUGGUGCUGGUGGAGGAUCCGGACGCGGUAGAGGAUUUGGAGCUGGUGGUGGAGACGGAGGAGCUCGUGGGGGAGGCGGAGGAGGUGGUGUGGGAGGUGGAUCUGGACGUGGUGGUGGAUUUGGUGCUGGAGGAGGACGUGGUGGUGGAGCCGUCGGAGGAGGUUUUGGGGGAGGCGGUGGAUUUGGUGGAGGUGAAGGAGGUGGUGUGGGAGGUGGAUCCGGAUGCGGUGAAGGAUUCGGAGCCGGAAAAGGAUCUGGUGGUGGAGCUGGAGGAGGUCUUGGGGAGGCGGUGGAUUUGGUGCUGGAGGAGGUGUUGGACCUGGUGGUGCUGGUGGUGGCGCAGGUGUAG
Messenger RNA from Raphanus sativus (radish), 477 nucleotides. RefSeq names its product glycine-rich cell wall structural protein 1-like. NCBI's taxonomy places the organism in Eukaryota, Viridiplantae, Streptophyta, Magnoliopsida, Brassicales, Brassicaceae. Bases 1 to 477 code for a protein of 158 amino acids. The record is from RefSeq and is a predicted model, not a curated record. The transcript has a single exon.